Molecule: messenger RNA, 2137 nt
Organism: Lactuca virosa
Lineage: Eukaryota; Viridiplantae; Streptophyta; Magnoliopsida; Asterales; Asteraceae
Source: the annotation of a GenBank genome assembly
UGGCAUCGCCUUUCCCUCCUUUCCCCCACAUCUCACCCCACACACACUCUCUCUCCAACUACGAACUAUUUUCUGUUUACCAAAGGAAUCCAGAUGAAUCCAUAAACCCUAACAGCAUUGCAAUUGAUACUAGUAGCGAUGCACGACAUGUUCGGAUCAGUCCGUCGAUCUCUGGUUUUUCGUACUCCCGACGGCGGCGAUCCCGGAACCCUAGCCGACAAAAUCCAUUCAUGUAUUCGCAAGUCAAGAGUUUUCUCUAGAACUUCCUCAUUUCUGCCUUCACCUCCACGGGUGGUAAAAGAGAAUGAUGAGAAAGCUCCUACUAUCCGGUGGCGUAAGGGUGAAUUGAUUGGGUGCGGGGCUUUUGGUCAAGUGUAUAUGGGCAUGAAUCUCGAUUCUGGAGAGCUUCUUGCUGUUAAACAGGUUUCAAUUGCUGUUAACAGUGCGUCUAAAGAGAAGACUCAGGUUCACAUAAGGGAGCUUGAAGAAGAAGUGAAGCUUCUUAAGAAUCUUUCUCAUGCAAACAUUGUUAGAUAUCUUGGAACAGUAAGAGAGGAGGAAACUUUAAAUAUUCUUUUGGAAUUUGUUCCUGGAGGAUCAAUUUCAUCUCUUUUAGGCAAAUUUGGACCCUUCCCUGAAGCAGUCAUAAGAAUGUACACAAAACAAUUGUUAUUGGGGCUUGAUUACUUGCACAAGAAUGGGAUAAUGCAUCGCGAUAUUAAGGGGGCAAACAUUCUUGUUGACAAUAAAGGAUGCAUCAAACUAGCGGAUUUUGGUGCAUCAAAACAAGUUGUUGAACUGGCUAAUGGGUCAGGUGCAAAGUCAAUGAAGGGAACACCAUAUUGGAUGGCUCCUGAAGUUAUACUUCAGACUGGUCAUAGCUUCUCUGCUGACAUAUGGAGUGUUGGGUGUACGAUAAUUGAGAUGGCUACAGGAAAGCCUCCCUGGAGCCAACAAUAUCAACAAGAGGUUACAGCUCUGUUUUAUAUUGGCACUACAAAGUCUCAUCCACCUAUUCCUGACAAUCUUUCUUUCGAGGCACAAGAUUUACUUCUCAAAUGCUUACACAAGGAACCUGAGAUGAGGCCUUCUGCUUCUGAUUUGUUACAGCAUCCUUUUGUUACAGGGAAAUCUCAGCCAAAUUCUCAUGUUGCUACUCCAACAAUGGAAAAUAUUGAAGCUCCUUCCACUUCAUGCUCAAGCAUUCUGGAUAACUCCCCUGGUUCCAUGUGUAAUCUGGGCACUAUCAACUUCUCUGCUGUGAAUUUUGAAGAAAGUAAACUUGAGUGGAGACCAGAUAACACUGAUAAUGACAUGUGUCAGAUGGAUGACAUCAAUAAGAGUUUCAACCCUAUGGAAGAACCUUCUGUUAACGAGAGUUGCAUACUAAAAGAACAAGGAACCUUGGACAUUGAACAAUGUUUCGAAGGAGUUGUUGGUGACGUGGUCCAAUCCCCAAGCGACAGCUGUACUUCUUUUCAAAUUAGCCGAUCCCUCUCUGAGGACGAUGAUGAGCUAACUGAAUCCAAAAUAAGAUCGUUUCUGGAUGACAAGGCAUUAGAACUAAAAAGACUUCAAACACCAUUAUAUGAAGAGUUCUACAACAGUGUAAUCCCUUCCUGUUCCAUAGACAAUAAUACUGAAACAUCCACCAAUGGAGGAGGAGGCUCUCCAAAUUACUUAAAACUCCCCCCAAAAAACAGGUCUCCAAAUCCUCCUUAUAAACCAGUUGAUGUUGCAAGUAAUUCAAGCCCUAUGAGUGGUGGUGAAGAAAGCACUCAUACUCAUAGUCCAAUGGACCUUUCCUCACCACAGUGUAAUAAUGAUCUCACAGGAGCAGAAUCUCAACAACCAAACACCAAUCCCGGUGUGGAUUUUUCACAAGUACAGAGAAAGUGGAAGGAAGAGCUGGAUCAAGAGCUUGAGAGAAAACGAGAGAUGAUGAGGCAAGUGGGUGUUGGGGGAAAGACAUCUUCACCAAUAGAUAGAGGAUCAAAUCGACAAAGAGAUAAGUCAAGAUUUGCAUCUCCGGGGAAAUGAUUAAAUAUGCCUUUCUUUUUUGUGUGAAGGAGAUUAAUAAAGCAUAAAUGUUUUCAAACUCUAGGUUUGAAAAUGAAAGCUUUCCAUCCCUUGUGCC